GGGCUCAGGAGCCCGGGCCCCGGGGCCACCGCAACAUCAUGACAACAGAGAAGAGUUUAGUGGCUGAAGCUGAAAAUUCGCAGCACCAACAACAGAAGGAAGAAGGUGAGGGAGCCACAAAUUCAGGCCAACAAGAAACUCAGCUUGAGGAGGCUUCUCAGGAGGCAGCUGAGGGAGAUAAUCAGUGUGAGCAGAAGCUGAAAACAUCUAAUGGAGAUACUCCUACACAUGAAGACUUAACCAAGAACAAGGAGCGGACAUCAGAAAAUAGGGGCCUGUCACGACUGUUCUCCUCAUUUCUCAAAAGGCCUAAGUCUCAGGUUUCUGAGGAAGAAGGCAAAGACGUAGAGUCAGCUAAAGAGAAAUGUGAAGGAGGUCAGAAAGAGAUAGAAUUUGGAACCAGUCUUGAUGAAGAGAUCAUUUUAAAAGCCCCAAUUGCAGCUCCUGAACCUGAACUCAAAACAGACCCAUCCUUGGAUCUUCAUUCAUUAAGCAGUGCAGAAACACAGCCCGCUCAGGAAGAACACAGAGAAGAUCCAGACUUUGAAACUAAGGAAGGAGGAGACCUUGAAGAGUGCUCUAAAAUAGAAGUAAAAGAAGAAAGUCCUGAGUCAAAAGCAGAAAGAGAAUUAAAAGCUUCCCAGAAAUCCAUCAGAAGACACAGAAACAUGCAUUGCAAGGUUUCUUUGUUGGAUGACACAGUUUAUGAAUGUGUUGUGGAGAAACAUGCAAAGGGGCAAGAUUUGCUUAAACGAGUGUGUGAGCACCUCAAUCUUUUGGAAGAGGACUACUUUGGUCUAGCCAUUUGGGAUAAUGCAAACUCUAAGACAUGGCUGGAUUCUGCCAAAGAAAUAAAAAAGCAGGUUCGUGGUGUCCCCUGGAAUUUCACAUUUAAUGUAAAAUUUUAUCCGCCUGACCCGGCACAGUUAACAGAAGAUAUAACAAGAUAUUAUUUAUGCCUUCAGCUUCGAAAGGACAUAGUUGCAGGACAUCUGCCUUGUUCCUUUGCAACCUUAGCAUUAUUAGGUUCUUACACCAUCCAGUCUGAGCUGGGAGACUAUGACCCAGAACUUCACGGUGCCGAUUAUGUUAGUGAUUUUAAACUGGCCCCAAAUCAGACCAAGGAACUUGAAGAGAAGGUCAUGGAACUCCAUAAGUCAUACAGGUCCAUGACUCCAGCUCAAGCUGAUCUGGAAUUUCUUGAGAAUGCCAAAAAGUUAUCUAUGUAUGGUGUUGACCUUCAUAAAGCAAAGGACUUGGAAGGAGUGGAUAUCAUCCUAGGUGUCUGCUCUAGUGGCCUUCUGGUUUAUAAAGAUAAGCUGAGAAUUAACCGCUUCCCUUGGCCCAAAGUGCUGAAGAUUUCUUACAAACGUAGCAGCUUUUUCAUCAAGAUCCGUCCUGGAGAGCAAGAACAGUAUGAGAGUACCAUUGGAUUCAAACUUCCCAGUUACCGAGCAGCUAAGAAAUUAUGGAAAGUCUGCGUAGAACAUCACACAUUUUUCAGAUUGACAUCUACAGACACCCUUCCUAAAAGCAAAUUUCUUGCACUGGGAUCCAAAUUUCGAUACAGUGGCCGGACUCAGGCGCAGACCAGGCAAGCUAGCGCCCUGAUUGACAGGCCUGCCCCACACUUCGAGCGUACAGCAAGCAAACGGGCAUCCCGGAGCCUUGAUGGGGCAGCGGCUGUUGAUUCAGACCGAAGUCCCCGGCCCACCUCUGCACCCGCCAUUGCUCAGAGUCAGGACACAGAGGUUUCUAAAGCACAGAAGGAAACAGUGAAGGUUGAAGAGCAAAAGGAAGAAGUGCCACCCGGGCAGGCUGAACCGGAACCCACAGAAGUGUGGAAGGUGGAAAAAACCCACAUCGAGGUCACAGUACCCACCUCAAAUGGUGACCAAACACAGGAUUUAGACAAAAGUCAAGAAGAGAUAAAAAAACAUCAUGCCAGCAUCAGUGAGCUGAAAAAGAACUUCAUGGAAUCUGUACCAGAACCACGGCCUAGUGAAUGGGAUAAACGCUUAUCCACUCACUCCCCAUUCCGAACACUUAACAUCAACGGGCAGCUUCCUACAGGAGAAGGAAAUAUAAAUGGCAUUCGCACAGAGGAGGCGGCUGCCGUGGCAAAGGGGCCAUCUACCAACCCUGACUCUGAAUGGGAUGGUCCCAAGCAUUCAGUAAUUCCUAGUAAGAGCCAAAUGACCACCCCGUCGGAGUCUCCACAAAGCUUUGAGUUUGGCUCCCUGUCCAUAAGCAGCAAGGAGACAGAAGAGAAGGAGCAGGGGGCAGCUGGCUAUCUUGAUGUUAAGGAAAUACCAAGAGGCUCAAGUGGGGAAUGUAUAGGAAUGGAGGAACAGGCCAGUGCCUUAAACUUCUCAGUAUCGCCAGCUUCCUCUCAGCUUCAACUUGGUGAAAAAAAGGCAGAGAGUAGUGAAGAACAUGUUACACCAGGAGAGCCACUUGGAAAGCAAAAUGGAUCAUUUCAUGACUCUCGUGUGGGUAACCAGUUCCCCACCCUCAUUCGAAGUUUCCAGCCUCCCCUGGUGAAGACUCAGACCGUCACCAUCUCAGAUACUGCCAACGCUGUGAAAAGUGAAAUCCCAACCAAAGAUGUCCCUAUUGUUCACACAGAGACCAAGACCAUCACUUACGAGGCUGCCCAGACUGACGACAGCAAUGGGGACUUGGACCCAGGAGUCCUGCUGACAGCUCAGACCAUCACAUCUGAGACCACAAGCAGCACAACCACAACUCAGAUUACCAAGACCGUAAAAGGUGGGAUUUCAGAGACCCGGAUUGAGAAGAGAAUCGUGAUCACGGGAGAUGCCGAUAUUGACCACGACCAGGUCCUCGUCCAGGCCAUCAAGGAGGCGAAGGAGCAGCACCCAGACAUGUCAGUGACCAAGGUGGUCGUCCAUCAGGAGACCGAAAUCUCUGAGGAAUGAGCUCAGGAACUAUCCUACCCCAACUCCCUGCCUGUCUCCCAUCCACAAGAAAACCAGCAAAAUGAUAAAGACGCUUACCUGCAACAGUCAGACUUCAGGCUUUCAAAAUUGCUAUAAACCACCAGAAAAUUAACUUUGUUUUCUAUUUGGGGUUUAUAUCAAGAGAGUCUUCUAGACGUUGCUGAUUCUUUUAAUACCUUUUUCUAUAUUGUGAUACCAGAGAUUGUUCAACUUUUCACUCUGCGGACUGUUUUUAAAGAGCUUUGUGUUUUUUUAAUGGGGUGGUUUGUAACCCCUUCAGCCUAGCCUCUCCCCAUUCACUUCCAACCCAGAUACUGACAGGUCUACAGAAUUCUUGGGGAAAUCCUCCAGAGGCUCUGUCAGCUGUGUUGGGGGCCAAAGCCAGCUUAAUGGGGCUUCCCUGCUCCUCCCCUACUUUUAUACCCUUUCGAUGCCGGCAGAAACUUCACGAACCAGCCGUUUCUCAGAGCCAAUGAUGUGACUUUACCAUGUGAGGCGGCGCAGCUUUCCUGAUCCACACGCCGCAGGGAGACAUCCCUGUCCUUUUGUUGAGGGUGGUUUUGGUGAGGCAGAGAUCUCUGCUAAGAAUGUAGUGUUGUUUUUCCUUCUUUCCUCCUGUUCUUUCUUUUGGAGCUUCUUUAGAUCAAAGACAUAAGAAGUUGUUCCAGAUAUAUCUGAUACUGUGAAUGUUCGAACAAAUCUGUGGCCUUCACCUUCCUGCCCUCCCUUCCCCUUUUACCUCGUCAGAAGCAGUGGCUCUGCUAAGUGCUCCCCCCACCUCCCAUCUCAGGAGACCAAAACUCACAGAAAAAUAGGCACUUUUGGCCAAAAGCUCUAAUGGCACAUUUUUAGUGAUGAUUUGAGUAAGGAAAGUUGAUGAGAUUUAAAAAAAAAAAAAAAAAGGCUUUCUAGUUCUGGGAAUGUGCACUUCACACAGGGGAAUGGUGUUUACCUCAGUCAGAUCCCACUAAGAAGUAUUUCCAGGUGACCAACCCUGGGCCUUUUUCUUUAAUCCUGGGAUGAUUGGAAAUGUGACUCAGAGAGGAGGUUGUGUUCCUUGACCUUUCUUCUCCUGACCGGUACCUGCCUGCAGACACCGUUCUGGAGCAAGGGAAUUGGCUUUUAGGGGCCGUCCUUCCCACAAAACCCCACACGCUAGGCAGCACCAAUGCCAGCUCUGCUCAUUCCCACUCGCCAUCUGAGGUCUGUCAGGUGUUGUAGGCUUGAUCUUUGUGGUGGGUUGUGGUUUAUUUUACUUCUAAUUUUUUUUCCUUAGUUUUGGAAAUGGGACUUAGUUUUGGAAAUGAGCCCAGUUCCCCCAUUACUGGUUGAUCUGGAGGCCUUUUUAUUCAAUAGUGCUUCCCAAAUCUUCUAGCUGGCUUCCCACAAACACAUCUGCCUGGAAGUUCUUAGAAUCUUAUGGUGGGACAGAAGUGAACUUCAUGAGCUAGACAGUGGGUCACAGUCGGCAGUCUCUGGGCUCAAGAGGCAUGAGUGAGAGAAGUGUAAAACCUCUGGUCCCCACAGUGGGGGCCAGCCGCAUGUGUCCAAAGCCUCUACUGGCUGAGUCUUCUAGACAAAGUUGGUUGGUUUGAACUGAUUUCAGAUGUGUGCAUUUUUCAUUUAGUACUUAUGUGAGCCUGUUACUAACCACAAGGCAGCUCUCUGGAGAGGGACAGGAAGAACUCAGGUGGGACGUGUGACAGGCCUGGGAGAAAGGACUGUCCUGUCUCAGGAGCAGACUUCUGGCCUGUGGGCAUAGGGUCCGAAAUGAGGGGGCUGGCUUGGUGCCUAAGCCUGGCGGUGAGGUUCAGAAUCCAGCUCACAUCAGAUAGCAUGUAACGUGAGCUUGCUUUCCAGCGGCCAGCUGUCCUGCUGAAAGAGCUCCCAGCUCCCAGAGCUGACAGCUGUGGAAUGAGAGGGUGGGGGUGAGGAAGAGGGCCCACCGAGUUGUCCACUGUCCACGCGGGUGUGCUGUCCACACUGCUGAUGGGGGCCUGCACGCCCCCGUGGCUUUGUCACCAGCUCACGGUGCUUCUCCUCUGCUUCCUUGACUGUAAACUGGGCCAGAAGAUCUCAAAUGCCCUUGCAGCGCUGAGAAGACACAACUUGGAAAAGCUGGGAAGAGGAUGUCCUUCCAAGCUUCUUCCCCUAUCCUCCCUCCUGGGAACAGAUCUGGGGCUUUGACAAUUGUUUGGAUUUUUUUUUUUCUUCCUGCAGUUAUGUGUGCAUUU
Molecule: messenger RNA, 5197 nt
Organism: Enhydra lutris kenyoni (northern sea otter)
Lineage: Eukaryota; Metazoa; Chordata; Mammalia; Carnivora; Mustelidae
Product: erythrocyte membrane protein band 4.1
Exons: 20
Coding region: 39-2942 (967 amino acids)
Biological process (GO): cortical actin cytoskeleton organization
Cellular component (GO): cytoskeleton; plasma membrane
Molecular function (GO): structural molecule activity; actin binding
Source: RefSeq, a predicted model, not a curated record